GGACAGAGCAGAUGAACUUUGCGGCGGACUUGUUUUGGAGUUGGACGGAACACUUUUCUGUGAGUUGAUGGCAGCCGAGAGAAAGAGAAAGAAAAGAAGAAGAAGAAGAGAGAGAGUGGGAGGUUCUGCUGUGCACCGGGUUGGGUCUCUUCUGGGGGAGGAGGAGGAAGCUACAAGCAGAAAACGCAACAGCAGCCGCACGACAGGACCAAAAGAAGCGACGACCCACACAGGCCAAGAAGAAGGAAAAAGGGCAGGCGAGAGUGAGAGGGAUCUAUAGUACCGUAGUGGCAGCAUAGCACGCGGAACCGUCCAUAUACACACCACCAGCAGCAGCAGCCAGCGGUGUAGUAUAAGACUGGGUAUAUAUUUAAAUAGGCGCGGGAGUCUAGCCAGCCACGGCAUUUGUGUUUGUUGCUCGGUUGCCGCCGCGUGUUAUCCCCCCCAUCUCGUCAGUCGGUUGGCCAGCGCGCAUCCCAUAACCUAACCCGUUUUUCCACGUGCGCGUUCCCACCGUCUAGUGAUCUAGAUUUUGAUCCAGCAACGCUCAAUUUCUGACCGCCAUGUCGCUCGGUGCUGUCGAUGGUAAUUGCUCGUCGUCAACGUGAAACUCAAAGGCCCGUCACGUCCGCAAAAAUUUUCUCUUUUUUCUUUUCUUCUUCCCCCACUUCAUUCCAUUUGGCUGGCUGGCCGGCCCCGACCUGGCCCGGCAGCUCUCACUCCGUGCGUGAAUUUAUUCCCGAAAGACGACGAUCCGCCACGCCAACAACAAAUUUGUACAGAAAAAAUAAAAAUAAAAAAUCAGCGACCAGGGGACGUGUUCCUUGUUGUUGUUGAGCUCACAAGCGUCAUCUUCGUAUUACACACACACACAUACAGCCAGCGGGAGAAUUAUGAAGAAUCAUCACGUCACCGGCAGCCUCUUUGUCACGCUACUUGCCAUGGUGUGGGAUGGCGUUGGAGCGGGACAACUCACGCCGUUCGACUGGAUGGAAACGGGCGGAGACAGCGGAAUCAGCAGCGUCGGCGACAGUUUCUACGAAGGCCGUCUGCCCGUUCACUCCAACGACGCCUCCUUCACCACGUUCACCAUGGACGCAGAAACGGGCGCCUACACUUUCGGUUACGACACCGGAGGUGGCGAGCAUCAGUCAUACCGCGUGGAAACGCGCUCACCUGACGGAACUGUUACAGGUCGCUACGGCUACGUGGAUCCGCAGGGAGUCUUGCGCAUCGUCGAUUACGUGGCCGACCGUCGCGGAUAUCGGCCGAAAAUAACGACGAGAUAUCCGGUUUCGCGGACGACGUCCUUCAUCGGCCCCAUCCCGUCGCCGAUCCUUCAAGAGGAAUCGCGUUUGAAAACGCGCAAGAUCCCGUUCGCCACCCCGCUGGUCACCGCUUCAUUAUUCACGAACCAGAUCGUCAGCAUUGGCGACGUCGAUCUCGCCAGCAUCAGCAGCAGCAUCAGCGGCAGCAGGGCGGACACCUUGCCGCCUUUCCCUUUAUUUGGCCUCUGAUGAAUUCCAGUUAAUCGCAUCAGAAAAUUCAAUUUAAAAAAGAGGAAAAAAAUUCCAACCAAUUUCGGAACGCAGUGAUGAUGAAAAAUGACAAAGUAACGUCAUGCUUAUGUGUCUGUGCUCAGUAAGAAA
Daphnia pulicaria is the source of this 1649-nucleotide messenger RNA. Its product is annotated as cuticle protein 16.8-like. The transcript is spliced from 4 exons. Bases 894 to 1517 code for a protein of 207 amino acids. The record is from RefSeq and is a predicted model, not a curated record. Lineage: Eukaryota; Metazoa; Arthropoda; Branchiopoda; Diplostraca; Daphniidae. Gene Ontology annotation, cellular component: chitin-based extracellular matrix. Gene Ontology annotation, molecular function: structural constituent of chitin-based larval cuticle.